UCCGAGGGCGGGGUCGCGCUGCGGGUUGCUGGCCCAGCGGCCGCGGAUCCUAGGUUGAGAGAGUGAGGGGUACUCGCUGAGUGAGGGCCUCGCGGCCGUGCCCUGCGAUGGAGCGGGCGAAGAUGGCGGAGGAAAGCCUGGAGACAGCGGCGGAGCACGAGCGGAUCCUGAGGGAGAUCGAGAGCACAGACACGGCCUGCAUCGGGCCCACGCUCAGGUCUGUCUAUGAUGGUGAGGAACAUGGACGAUUCAUGGAGAAGUUAGAAUCUCGCAUCCGCAAUCAUGACCGAGAAAUUGAGAAAAUGUGCAACUUUCACUACCAGGGCUUUGUGGACUCUAUUACUGAGCUGCUGAAAGUACGGGGGGAAGCCCAGAAACUCAAAAACCAAGUGACGGAUACUAAUAGAAAACUGCAGCAUGAGGGCAAGGAACUGGUAAUAGCAAUGGAAGAGCUGAAGCAGUGUCGACUACAACAGAGAAAUAUUUCUGCCACUGUUGAUAAGUUAAUGCUGUGUCUUCCAGUCCUAGAGAUGUACAGCAAACUGAGGGACCAGAUGAAAACCAAAAGGCACUAUCCUGCGCUCAAGACUCUGGAGCAUCUGGAACACACCUAUCUGCCUCAAGUGAGCCACUAUCGAUUCUGUAAGGUGAUGGUGGACAACAUCCCCAAGCUUCGGGAGGAGAUAAAGGAUGUUUCUAUGUCUGAUCUCAAAGAUUUUCUGGAGAGCAUUCGCAAGCAUUCAGACAAAAUUGGAGAGACUGCCAUGAAGCAAGGGAAGGAAUGGGGAGAGACUGAGGAUCAUGAAGGAAAGGCCCAACAGCAAAGAAACCUGGAUAACAUUGUCUUGCAACAGCCUAGAAUAGGUAGCAAGAGAAAAUCUAAGAAAGAUGUUUAUACAAUCUUUGAUGCAGAGAUCGAGAGUACAAGCCCAAAGUCUGAACAGGACUCAGGAAUUCUGGAUGUUGAAGAUGAGGAAGAUGAUGAAGAGGUACCUGGGGCUCAAGACUUGGUGGAUUUCUCUCCUGUGUACCGGUGUCUGCACAUAUAUUCUGUUCUGGGUGCCCGAGAAACGUUUGAAAAUUACUACCGAAAACAGAGGCGAAAACAGGCUCGUUUAGUUCUCCAGCCUCCCUCAAACAUGCAUGAAACUUUAGAUGGCUACAGGAAAUAUUUCAAUCAAAUUGUAGGCUUUUUUGUUGUUGAAGAUCACAUUUUGCAUACAACCCAGGGAUUAGUGAAUAGAGCCUACAUUGAUGAACUAUGGGAAAUGGCACUUUCAAAGACCAUUGCAGCAUUGCGCACCCAUUCGUCCUACUGUUCUGAUCCAAACCUUGUGUUAGAUUUGAAGAACCUCAUUGUACUCUUCGCUGACACACUUCAGGUGUAUGGUUUUCCUGUGAAUCAACUUUUUGAUAUGCUUUUGGAAAUCAGAGACCAGUAUAGCGAGACUCUGUUGAAGAAGUGGGCAGGGGUUUUCAGAAGCAUACUUGAUUCUGACAAUUAUAGUCCCAUACCAGUAACAAGUGAAGAGACAUAUAAAAAGGUUGUAGGACAAUUCCCAUUUCAAGAUAUAGAACUGGAAAAGCAGCCAUUUCCCAAAAAGUUUCCUUUCUCUGAAUUUGUGCCAAAAGUUUACAACCAGAUUAAAGAAUUUAUCUACGCCUGCCUGAAGUUUUCAGAAGAUCUUCAUCUAAGCGCCACUGAAGUUGAUGACAUGAUCCGUAAGUCUACAAACCUGUUGCUGACCAGGACUCUGAGCAACUCCCUGCAGAAUGUCAUUAAGAGAAAGAACAUUGGCCUUACUGAGCUUGUCCAGAUUAUCAUCAAUACAACCCACUUGGAGAAGUCCUGUAAAUACCUGGAGGAAUUCAUCACCAAUAUCACUAAUGUACUUCCUGAGACGGUCCACACCACCAAGCUUUAUGGUACCACAACUUUCAAGGAUGCUAGACAUGCAGCUGAAGAAGAGAUAUAUACAAACUUAAAUCAGAAGAUUGACCAGUUUCUACAGCUGGCUGACUACGACUGGAUGACAGGAGACUUAGACAACAAAGCUAGUGAUUACCUAGUCGACCUCAUUGCCUUCCUUCGGAGCACAUUUGCUGUAUUCACACACCUUCCUGGAAAGGUGGCCCAGACAGCCUGUAUGUCAGCAUGCAAGCAUUUAGCCACAUCCUUGAUGCAACUAUUGUUGGAAGCAGAAGUAAGACAACUCACUUUGGGAGCAUUACAGCAGUUCAACCUGGAUAUCAGAGAAUGUGAACAGUUUGCCAGAUCCGGCCCGGUGCCUGGGUUCCAGGAGGACACGCUGCAGUUGGCCUUCAUCGACUUGAGACAAGUGUUGAUAGAUGCUUUAUCUGCGAUCACACUCUCAGUUGGAGAACCCUGGGCCUGCAUUUGUUCUUUCUGUGCCCUGCUGCCGCCUAAAAAGUACCUCUAUUGGACCUCUUCAUUCAGUGGGAUUGGUCCACAUACCUUGCUGACUAUGGACAACCCAACUGCAAGUACCUCCGGGUGAACCCUGUGACUGCUCUGACCCUGCUUGAGAAGAUGAAAGAUACUAGCCGCAAGAAUAACAUGUUUGCACAGUUCCGGAAAAAUGAGCGCGACAAGCAGAAAUUGAUUGACACUGUGGCCAAGCAGCUCCGAGGACUCAUCAGCAGCCACCACUCCUGAAUGUUGGCCUUGGGCUCACAGAGGACAUUUGCCGUAGCCCAUGGUCCAGGAUCUCCCCUGGACUGGCCCUGCAUUUGUGCAUUCUUCCUCAAAGAGAGCAUAUGUAUUUUUUUAUUAACCCCUGUACAGUAUUCACAUAACCUUUCCCUACAGUAAGAGAGGCACAAGAAUAAUCAAGAACAUGAGGGGCUUAGGUGAAGUUACUGUCAUUCUUUCUGAUGUUAUCCUGGGAAGGAUGCACUGUCAGUGCUAACAUGAUGAGCCGCCUCCUAUCCAGGGCCCCACAAAUUCAGUGGGUACCUGGUACUGGGAGUUGAAAUGAGGAAGUAAAAGGAUAAUAAUAUGUAUCCUAUUUGCUCUCAAGUGCUCACUUAAGUGCAUAGGAGAGCCUGGCAGACAUACCUAUGUACUAUUCCAAACCCAGCCUUAGUUUAAGAUAUCUAUCUGCCUCAUUGGCUAACGUAUUGGUUCAUAAGAGUGUGCCAUAUGGCAAGAUGAUGGUUUCACUCUGGUCCCCAUAGGUGGCAGUUUCAUUAAUAUAGUCUAACCCAACCUUGUUGCUGGCGAGAGGUAGUUAGCUGAGUAAAUUCUUGGGCCCAUGCUGAAAAGCAAGUUGCCCUACUGGAUGAAUUGGUUUUCUGAAUUUUGAAAGCCAGUUUGGGUCCCCCAAAGACCCCAGGCUCCUUUCCAUGUAUCUCUGUUCCUUCUUUCAUGACUUGGUUCAUAACAUAGAUAAGCAGUGGCUUCUGGAGGUCCCCAUGUGAGAGUCUCACACUUGCCUCCUGCAGCAGCAUCUCUAAAUGGUCAGAUCCCCCUGAAGCCUGAAAACAGCCUGGGUGCCUUCACCUUGGGUAGAGCCUGAUGACUUCUUGAGAUUGGUCACUCAUGUUUAACCAAAAGCCUCUAGCUAUUGUCUUUAAAGAAAAUGUCCCAAGUUCUACACUGUGAGCACAGCCUUCACAGGACUAGAUGCUCUGGGCAUGGAUCUAUCACCACGAGGUAAACAGGGUCAGCUAUGGCUAAUGGCUUGUUGCCUGUGGACCAGCUAUCAUCAACUAAGUCACAUUAUGGAGACAAAGCUUGUCUUGCUCAAGCCCGGGGCUCCCAUCUUCUGAGCUGUCCCUUCGCCUCACCCGAGAGUGCUUCCUGGAGUCCUAUCUUUGACCUCUGGAGCCUGGGCCAGCUAGAUAGACUCCUGAGACCAUGCAAGGGCUUUACUGUGAUGUUGGUCAGAGGGGUCUACACACUCAGACAAAUGUGGAAGCUGUUAAACUGCUGGUAAGAAUAUAAUUGCAUCAUGGAACACUAACCCAGAUACCCAGAAGUGUUUCCAGCUUCAGUAAUGAGCAGAGAGACUGGCCAUUCGUCACCUACCAUGUGCUUCUGGGACACACUGCUUAUGUAUCUCCCAGGUCACCAUAAGUCUACCCCAUCUUGAGCACACCCUACCCAUCUUGAACACCAACAGGAAGAGAAUGUCACAUAGAGGUACAGUUUUCUAUAACUGGAGAGAAAAAGCUACUCAGGUGCUCUGCAGAUGCCUGCAAGUCUCAUCCUUGGGCUACACAAUGGCCCAGAGGUUCCGGAGAGUCUCAUAAGAACACCCAAAACUUGAUUAGCCAAGGGAAGGCAGGGGCCUGUGGGAAAGAAGACAAGAUGGUGUGUCCAAGCCCUGGAUUUGUUAAAAAGGCUGAGAAGUGAUUCCACUAACCUGAAGGUCCGCUGACUGAGAAGGAAAGAAAAGCACUUUGCCUGUGCUCGUCAGCCUUCAGUGUAGUAGAGAGACUGCUGGGCUGUCGCGGCAUUUGUCCUUUUAGACUCCAUCUUGCUGCUUGUCUAGUCCCCACCUCUGCCCCAGAGGAACUAUCAUAGAGUGAAUGAAAACAGGUGGAGGAACAGGAUCACUACCUUCCACAGCGGAGUCCUGCUGAAGGGAAUUUCAUGCAAUCUCAGGGUGUGUGAGGAUGUCCACCCAGCCCUUCUCUUCUGGCCUCCGCAUCUGCCUGCACUGCUCCCUAAUAAAAAGCAGCAUGUACUUCUGAGCUGUGAAAGCCAGGGACCCACAAUGUCAAGGUGAUUAUGAAUUGAUGAAGUAGAACUUUUUUUUUUUCAUUUUAUCCAUAAGGCCUAAAACUGAUCUGGCCUUGAGGACUUGAUCACAGUAUGCAUGCCUGUAGGCCUCAAACUCUGUGACCUUACCUCAGAUGCCUGCAGACACACAUAUUCUGAAGAGUCUCAGGUGGGGUGAGAUACUGCUGCCUGGAGGUCCGGCCUUCCAACCAGAUCCAUAUCUGUGUAGACAGUCUGGUUUGUGAACUGUGGGUAGGUAGAGGCUCACUUAUUUUUUUGCCAUUCAUGGGGAAAAAAAAACUCUCAGUACCAGGUGACUCUGGUGUGGGUAGAGAAGAACAGGCCCUGCACAUGGGAACCCACAGAGUCCCUUUCAGCAAAAUGAGUAUCGUGCACCAGGACCAACAGUCCAUCUAGUUUCACAGCACCCAGCUCAGCAGGUCCCAGGCCCGGUGGUGGCACUGGCCAGGAGUUUCCUACUUAGACCUCUGAGUGCAGGCCCAGUUGGCUUCACCAGGCCUCCUCCAGACUGCUUUUGCCAUGCCCUCCCUCUAGCCCUCCUUGCCUUCUUUUAUUCAUCUUCAUUUUAGUCAUUCCUUACUGGUGCAUUGGAAACAGCCUUUUCAUCUUCAUUUUAGUCAUUCCUUACUGGUGCAUUGGAAACAGCCUUUUCAUCUUGCACAGUUCCACAUUUGUGGGAGAAAUGUGGUGAGAUCCAUCUGCACCUCCAAAAGGAACUUUUUCCUCUCAUGCCCACUAGGAAAGCAGCUCUGCUGUAGGCGGCCGCAUAAGGGAGCUCCUCAGUGGAAAGAGCAUGUAGAUCACAUUCCCCUGUACAUGUUCCUCUUUUAACUGCUAUUAAAUAUGAGAUCCUACAUACCUGUUCCAAUA
This is a messenger RNA of Mesocricetus auratus (golden hamster), 5638 nucleotides long. It is a transcript of the gene Exoc6b, whose product is annotated as exocyst complex component 6B. The coding region runs from base 108 to 2519 and encodes 803 amino acids. Gene Ontology annotation, cellular component: membrane; exocyst. Gene Ontology annotation, biological process: Golgi to plasma membrane transport; intracellular protein transport; exocytosis. Lineage: Eukaryota; Metazoa; Chordata; Mammalia; Rodentia; Cricetidae. The record is from RefSeq and is a predicted model, not a curated record. The transcript has 24 exons.